AGCCAAUCAAUAAAGAGAACACAACCCGACGUAGACGCUACGUACAAAAUGGCAGGCGCUGAAGGAGGUUUCGUGCUUUUUCAGCGUGGUGAUAGUGAAGACAGUGAUGCUUGGGAUGAUACAGCUUUAAUCAAGGCAUAUGAUGAAGCAGUUUCAGCUGUGAAGGCAAAAUUAAAUGGAGGAGAAAUAGAGGACACAGCAGCAACAUCAGCUACUGGUCAAGUGAAACGUGGUAGAGGAAAAAAGAAGAAGAGUAAAAGUAAAAAUAAACCAAGAAAAAAGCAAAAGUGGCAAGUUGGUGAUCUAUGUAGGGCAGUAUAUUCAGAAGACGAUUUUGUUUAUGAUGCUAAAAUAAUCUCUAUAGAUACCAGUAAUAAUACAUGUGUAGUACAAUAUAUAGACUAUGGUAACGAAGAAGAACAAAAUCUAGCUGAUCUUCAACGACCCAGCUCAAACUCAUUCAGUGAUAAACUCACGUCUGCUAGUGAGACUGAAAGUGUUGGUUAUGAAAGACAUUCUAAACAUAAUUAUUCUGAUGGACCAGAUUUAGGAGCAGCUAAUCAAAACUCCUGGAACUAUCCUGGUUUUCAUCCUCCACCUCCACCAUUUCCAGGAAUGAUGCCACCACCAUUUCCACCUGGUUCUCAUAUGCCCAGUUAUAGAGCAUCUCAUUCACCAAGAAUACCUUCAUUGCCACCACCUCCACCAUUUUUAGAUGAAGAUGUAGAUGACGAUAAUGAAGCUUUAUAUAGUAUGUUAAUAUCUUGGUAUAUGAAUGGUUAUCACACAGGAUACUAUCAGGGUUUAAAACAAGGUCGAAGUCAAAGUUUGGGUAGAGUGAGUUCUAGAAGUGGUGUUAGAUAGUAUAAACCUAGUACAGGUAUUGAAUUCUUUGGAACGUGACAGGAAUUGCAUUGAACUACAUACUAAGAUCUACAUAGGAAAUCACAAUGGAGAAAAAGACACAGUGCCAUGAAGGAGAUUCUAAAUCUUGAUGUGGUUCUUGGAAAGUAAAGAACAUUUGUGGAAUGUUUUUAAAAAUUGAAAGAAUCUUAAACAUUGUUUUUAUUGUGUGUGUAGAAUAAAUUUGAACAGAAAUUUUGUUCAAGUGUUACACAGGGCUAGAAAUUUGUCAUUUUUUGCAAGAAUCUAAGAGGAUUCUCAUGUAUGGAAUCUGCGCUAAUCCUCCGAAUCUUAAUUAAUAAUACUGUCUAAAAAAACAAAAUUGUGUUUAUUGUGUUAUUCUAAACACCAAAGUACAACAACAAUGAUAAAAAUAAAACAAUCAGAUGGAGUUUUUGGUAAACACUUAAAUUGUGUCAAAAGUAAUAUCCAGAAAAUGCCAUAGUCAAAAUAAGCUAAUACAGCACCAUGGCAUUUCUUCAUAGGACAAUUUGUAGUCUUUUGUCCAUCACGUAAUUAGUCACGUUACUUGCAAAACUUUUUAUUCAUUCGUCGAUGAUAGACAAACGGCACAAUGAUCAUGUGACAACCAUAACUAAAGUUGCUAUAAAAUAAAAUUAUGUAUGACUAUGA
Molecule: messenger RNA, 1536 nt
Organism: Patella vulgata (common limpet)
Lineage: Eukaryota; Metazoa; Mollusca; Gastropoda; Patellidae
Product: survival motor neuron protein
Exons: 8
Coding region: 49-864 (271 amino acids)
Biological process (GO): mRNA processing
Cellular component (GO): nucleus; cytoplasm
Molecular function (GO): RNA binding
Source: RefSeq, a predicted model, not a curated record